UUCGAUUUAUUUUUUUUAUUUUUCUUAUUUUUAUAGUCAGCAAAAGUUCAGUGUCUCUGGUUGGCAAUGGCAUCCAAUGACAAACUAUCUUACAGAUCCUUUUAUUUUUCCAAUUCUCAAUGUUUGUGUUCUCAUUCUUUCUAAUGACACUUUCUUCCAAUUUGUCUCUCUGGUUGCCAUUGAAAGCCUCAUCUUUCAGAGCGAUGGCUUUCCUCUUUUUGUUCUGCGGGAAAGUUUUCCUUUGAGCUGUAAAAAGGGGAAAAGGAACUCUCAGUUUGCAAGCAUAAAUUAUUCAUCAAUCGUAGAGAGUGAAAAAUCCUCCUUUUUUCACGAAUUUUCGAACUUCUCUGAUCCUACUUUCUCUGUUUGAAUAUUCUCUGAGACCAGGACCUGUUCAGUCACAGCUUCCCUCACCGUUUCUCUUUUUGUCCUCUCAAAGAUGAAGCCUUCUACUCGGCUCGACUCGGCUGUGUUUCAGCUCACGCCCACUAGAACAAGGUGUGAUUUGAUUAUAUCUGCAAAUGGAAAGGAACAAAAAAUAGCUUCAGGUUUGCUGAAUCCAUUUCUUGCCCACUUGAAGAUUGCGCAAGAGCAGAUGGACAAGGGAGGUUACUCGAUUGUUCUAGAGCCGGAGUCUACUUGUGACGACUCAUGGUUCACUAAGGACACGAUCGAAAGGUUUGUUCGUUUUGUGAGCACUCCAGAGGUCUUGGAAAGGGUCUACACUCUUGAGUCAGAGAUCUUACAAAUUGAGGAGGCAAUUGUGAUUCAGGGCAACGGUGAUAUGGGACUGAAUACUGUAGAAGAUUAUCAAGCUAAACCUGUAGAAAGCACUGAAGGGAGCAGGACUGUGCUUGAUACUGAUGAGGAGAAAGCAAUUGUCCUUUACAAACAGCCUGCAGUAAAUCCACCUGAAGCGAAUGGAUCCACCACACAGGAGGGAAAUUCCAAAGUUCAACUUUUGAAAGUUCUGGAGACACGCAAAACUGUGCUACAGAAAGAGCAAGGCAUGGCCUUUGCACGCGCUGUAGCUGCUGGUUUUGACAUUGAUCACAUGUCACCAUUGCUAUCAUUUGCUGAAUGCUUUGGAGCCUCACGAUUAAUGGAUGCAUGUACAAAAUUUAUGGAGUUAUGGAGAAGAAAGCAUGAAACUGGUCAGUGGGUUGAAAUUGCAGCCACUGAAGCAAUGUCUAACCAAUCAGACUUCUCUGCCAUGAAUUCAUCAGGCAUUAUGCUUGCAAAUGUGGACAACAAGCAGAAAGACAAUGAGUUGGUUUUAGAGAAUAAUGGGAAAGCAAGUAGUGCCACGAGUGCAGAUGACAAGUCUCCUAUGGAUCACAAAACACCAUUAGGCCAUCAAGAAUAUUUUCAAGGACAGUUUCCGCAUCAUAUGUUCCCUCCCUGGCCUGUUCAUUCUCCUCCUGGUGCUCCUCCAGUCUAUCAAGCAUACCCCAUGCAAGGCAUGCCAUACUAUCAGAAUUAUCCAGUAAACAGCCCAUUUUUUCAGCCACCAUAUCCAUCAAUGCCGGAACAUGCUGAUCCAAGAAUGGGACACAGAAGGCAUUCUAUGGAUAGUAGGGAUGGCAAUACUGAAUUAGAAACUUGGCAGACGGAUGCUUCAAAAACUAGAUCACAGGAUGAAGCUUCACAAACUCGAGACUCACAAAAGAAGGCUAGUCGAUCAGGUAGAAAGCAAUCAGGCAUGGUUGUGAUUCGGAACAUCAAUUACAUCGCUUCAAAGACGCAGAACUCUUCUGACGGUGAAUCACAGUCAGCUUCUGACUCUGAAACUGAUGAAGUUGGAGAUUUAGCGGCCAGUACUCUUGAAUCAAAGCAUAUGGACUCUCAGAGAUCUUCCAAGAGAAAAGGUAGCCAUACAAAAUCCAUGAAUAAAUUGAAGUCAUCUGAAGAGGAAGAACUAGCUUAUGGUAAGGAUGUAGAUGGUGGACACUGGCAAGCAUUUCAAAGCUGUUUACUGAGAGAUGCUGAUGAGGACAGAUGUGCAGUUGACGAAGGAAUGUUUGCAAUGGAAAAGGAAGCUCAAGUGAAAAGGCGACAAAAUACUUUAGGUGAUGAUCCUUUAGUUUUUAGUGGGCAAGAGAAGGGCGAGACACAAGAAGAUAGCAUGAUAGAUAUGCAUAAAAUUAGUGAAAACGUGACCUACAAGCCCCGGGCAUCAAAUGAUGAACUGUUGACUUCUAGAAGAGAUGGUCGAUCUGGUGAUGGUAGAGGGUCAAUGGAUGUACAGUCAGAAAUAGAUGGAAAACGAGGUGGCUAUAGGAGAACUAGCAAUGAUGAUUUUUUGAUACAUGGGCGAGAAAGCCAGUCGGGUUAUACCAAUUUUUCCUCAGAUCCACUUGUAAAUGGAUUUGAUAGUGCAACCAAUAACUUGGACAGGAUAUCAUCACAUGAAAUGGAUGAUGAUUCUUACAUUGUUGCACUAAGGGAAAAUUCACUGGAUCAAAUUGGAAACAAUGAAAGAACUGCUAUUGACAUGGAUUCUGAAUUCCAAUAUGCAUCUCAGUUGUCAGAAAAUUUAUCUACUAGAGUUGGCCAAGUCAAUUACGAGCCAGAUGAAUUGGGUUUGAUACCUGAACGUGGUAGAGAAAGGGAGUCAAUUGGUUAUGACCCUGCUUUAGAUUAUGAAAUGCAGAUUCGUGCUGAAGACAGUGCUCCAAUAGAUAAGAAAAAUAUGGAGGUAGAUAUCAAACAGGGGUCUAAAAAGUCAGACAAGGACCGGAAAUCAAGGCUUACACCAGAUAAUUUAGAUAAAAAGAAGACUGCAGGGCCAAUAAGGAAAGGGAAGCCUUCAAAGUUGAGUCCUUUGGAUGAAGCACGAGCACGUGCAGAGAGGCUAAGAACCUUCAAAGCUGAUCUCCAGAAAAUGAAGAGAGAGAAGGAAGAAGAAGAGAUGAAACGACUAGAAGCUUUAAAAAUAGAGAGACAGAAAAGAAUUGCUGCUAGAGGGGGUUCCAUCCCAGCUAAGUCACCACUUAUGUCACAUCAAACCAAGAAACAAUUGCCAACAAAAGUUUCCCCAAGCUCUCACAAAGGAUCAAAGUUCAGUGAUUCAGAGCCAGGAUCAUCUUCACCUCUAAAAAGCUCCUCCAGAACUGGUCCUGUGGGAUCCAGUGAUUCUCAAGAAGCCUUUAAACCUAGCAGAUCAAGUGCUGCAAAUCACUCAGGUGGAAACAGGUUAAGCCACUCAAUGUCUUCGUUACCUGAACCAAAGAAAGAGAACAGUGGUGUUAUAGCUGAUUCUAAGGCAUCAAUGGCACGGAUUAGAAGAUUAUCAGAGCCUAAAAUGGUAAGCAGCCAUCAUAUUUCUUCAAUGAAGUCACGAAGUGCUGAACUAUUAUCAAAGACAAAGAUAUCUGAUGCGCCUGAAAAUAAGAAAGUAUCUGCUACUAUGAACCAUGAUAGAAGCAAAGCUUCAACCCUUCCAGAACUGAACAUUAGGACAUCCAAAGGACCUGAUGGUUCUCGGAGCAAAUCAGCAGCAAAAGAGAUGACACAGAAGGUUAAUGGCAUUAAAUCUUCUAUAACUUCUGAAAGUGCUGAAGUGAAAAGGAAGCAUGAAAAUAUUGCACAUCACAGUGAUGGGGACGACAACCCGGUUAUUGAAAAGACUGUUCUGAUACUAGAAUCUGAGAAUCCCUCCAUUUCCACAGUAGAAGCGAUGGAAGGUAAUUUGAAGGCACAACAUGAUAACUUUGGGACAGGGAAGAAAGUUGAGGUGGUGUCAGAUUAUGCUGUUAUAGAUGCUCCAGCUUCACCACUUAAGACGGAUAGAAUUGAUGGGGAAUCAUCGGAACACCAAUCACAUGAGCAACACACUUCUUUUGAGGUCACGACAGUUAAUGCGGACAAAGAACUUCCAAAGCUUUUAAGUAUUGGUAUGGCUGAAAAACCACAUCUAGCCCCCUUUGCUCAUGUUUCUUCUUUGGAAGAUCCAUGUACUAGGAAUUCAGAAUAUGGCAGAGCUCCUCCAACAAGUUCAGAGAUUGUGACUACAGGCACAGAGACGGUUAAAGCACUUGUAUCUGAUUCUAGAAACUUGAGACUGGAAAAGAUUCCAGAGUCAUUGGAGAAGCCUCAAUUAAAGGACUCGCCAAAAGGGUUCAGACGGCUGUUGAAAUUCGGAAGAAAAAAUCACAGCUCAGCUACUGGGGAGCAUAACAUUGAAUCAGAUAAUGCCAGAAUCAAUGGUUCUGAGGUAGAUGAUUCUAGAAUGAACUUUGUUUCCUCAAGUGAAGUUCAUACAUUGAAGAAUUUGAUCUCUCAAGAAGAAACUCCGACAGCUGGAUCUACUUCUCAAAAGACUUCUCGCUCUUUCUCCUUGUUAUCACCCUUCCGGGGCAAGACUAGUGAAAAGAAACUGACAACAUGAAAAUGAGGAUGAUGCCUUUGAAGAUAAUAGUUAUGGGGCUCACAUGUGGGCAUCAAAUCAGGUUUUCGGAAUCUGCUGACUGAGCUAAAAUCAGCUUGUAAUAUUGGUGUAAAUCUCAAUUUUUGAGUUUGUGUCAGAAAGUACAGGCAUUUGGUUCUGAAUAGAUCGGGGGUAGUGUGCUUAUGGUUGGAUGUAAUAUUUUCUUGAAAAAUUCAGGAGUUUCUUAGAAAGAUUUUAGGGAGUUUAUUUUUUAUUUUUUUCUGGUGUUUCGUGAAAAUGGUUGGAUCCUGUAAGCUUUGUCAUACACUAUCAUUGCCUCCCAUCAAGAGAGCAUCAAUAUUUGCAGUAACCAAAGGAUAUUUCUUUUCCUACUUGUAAAAUAAAAAAAGGUAUUCUAUUGUGUUUUACC
Carya illinoinensis is the source of this 4799-nucleotide messenger RNA. RefSeq names its product COP1-interacting protein 7-like. The transcript is spliced from 14 exons. Bases 440 to 4390 code for a protein of 1316 amino acids. The record is from RefSeq and is a predicted model, not a curated record. NCBI's taxonomy places the organism in Eukaryota, Viridiplantae, Streptophyta, Magnoliopsida, Fagales, Juglandaceae.